UGUUUCGUGAUUCAAAAAAAAAAAUAAAUUAAAUUAUUCAAUGUCUGAUCGUCGAAAUCAUCGUCGAAAUGAAAGAAGCGGUGGUGGUGGUGGUGGUGGUAAAAAAUCGUCGAAAAAAAAUCGAAAUAAACGUAAACCUAAUGAUAAGAGUAAAAAACAAGCCAAAGAUCAAUAUGAUUAUUAUGAUGAUUCGUCGGCAACCGGUGAAAAUGAAGCGGAUAAUUAUUAUUAUGAUAAUAAUGAUGAUGAUGAAAAUCAUUUAUUGUUGCCAACAAUUAAAAUUGCACCUGAGGAUUAUGAACAUAUAUUUUCGAGGAAAAAGAACAACAAAACAACAGCAGCAGCAACAACAGGCGGUUAAUUCAUCAUUGCCUACGGCAUUGAUUGCACCAUCUGAUUAUGAUCAUAUUUAUUGUAGAACUAAUCGAAAGAAACAACAACAACAACAACAGCAUAAUCCUCAAUCUAAACAAUUAUCAUCACCACCAGAGCAACCAGCAUCACCAGAUACACCACAAUUAUCGGAUAAAUCACCAACAAUUCUAAUAGCACCUACAGAUUAUGAACAUAUUUUUAAUGCUGGUAAAACAUAUAAAUCUGAAACACCAAAACGUCAUCAUUACAAACAACAACAACAACAACAAACGAUUAAACCGAUUGGAAAGAUGAUGAAUAGAUAUCAUAAACACUCACCAUUACCAUUUAAAAUGAAGAAAAAAUGGCCAAAGACAUUCAAAAAAUUUGGUAAAAAAACAAAAUUUUCAUUGAAAAGAUCACCACUAACAAAACGACGACCAAAACAGAGAGAAGAAUCAUCAUACGAAGACGACGACGACGACGAUGAUGAUGAUGAUGAUGACGAUGAAGAAGAAAAAGGUGCCACCGCCGCCGCCGACGACGACGACGAUGACGACGAUGAUGAUGACAUCGAUACUGAUGAUGUCGAUGACAGCAAGAAACAAUCAAAUAGAUAUUCAAGAAGAAAUCGAAGAUUUUAAAUUGUGUGAUGAUGGUGUUAUGAAAUUUUUUAGAUGAAUAAAUCAAAAUCGUUUAUUUAUUUAUUUCAUCAUUAGUAGUAAAUAACAUAUUAUAUGUCUUGUCGAAAAUAUUUAAAAUAAAUUAAAAAUGUUACAAUCAGCCA
Dermatophagoides farinae (American house dust mite) is the source of this 1141-nucleotide messenger RNA. The record is from RefSeq and is a predicted model, not a curated record. Lineage: Eukaryota; Metazoa; Arthropoda; Arachnida; Sarcoptiformes; Pyroglyphidae.